AUGCCUGGUAGAGGGAGGGAGAAGGGGAGGAUGAAGAUCCAGCGGAUGUUAGAUGACAAGAAGCGCCAUACAGCCCUAAAGAGGCGCCUCCCAGUUCUGACGAAGAAGGCUGGCGAGCUCGCCGGCUUGUGCGACGUCCCAGUCUGCCUCAUAGUGUACCCUCCUAACGAGGCCAAGCCCGUGGUCUGGCCUUCAAGGAGGGCGGCCGCUGAUGUCGUGCGGCGGUACAGAGGCCUGCCGCACUUGGACAGGUCCAGGAACAAACUGGACAGCUUGGACUUUGUCAAGGACAUUAAUGACAAGCUAAAACUUAAGUUAUGCAAAGUCCAGCUGCAGAGGCGCGAAGCGGAGAUCAAGAUUGUCAUCGCCGACUUUGUCGCCGGCCGCCGCGACAGGUUUGACGACCUGCCUAUUGACUUUUUUGUCUCUAUCGGAAUGAAAGUACAGGAAAAACUCCAGGCCAUCACCGCGCGCCUCCAAGAGAUCCGUUCGGCGUCGGUGCUGCCCGAGGACGUGCAAACGAGUGAACCUUUGGCCGUGAUGCAGCCACUGUCACCUCUUCCGAUGGUGGCAACUCUUGUUCCUCGGCAUGAUGUCACGAUGACCCCACUGAUGCUGGAACCUCCACCAGAGCAGCAUGAUGGUCGUACUCUCAUGACGUUGGACGGUGAGCCACGCCAUGGUAGCUAUCUCUUCCAGGUGCCCGACGCCUUCAACGACCCUGGCGAUGGCAGCGCCCUCCCCAACACUGAAGAAAUGCAUGCCAUCUUCCAGCAGGCUGGAAUAUUCUCCCCACCGCUGCAAAACCCGAGCUUCGAUCCUUAA
Lolium perenne is the source of this 825-nucleotide messenger RNA. The record is from RefSeq and is a predicted model, not a curated record. Lineage: Eukaryota; Viridiplantae; Streptophyta; Magnoliopsida; Poales; Poaceae.